Nannospalax galili (Upper Galilee mountains blind mole rat) is the source of this 5555-nucleotide messenger RNA. RefSeq names its product sperm flagellar 2 (gene Spef2). Gene Ontology annotation, molecular function: protein binding. Gene Ontology annotation, cellular component: sperm midpiece; manchette. The record is from RefSeq and is a predicted model, not a curated record. The transcript has 37 exons. The coding region runs from base 9 to 5555 and encodes 1848 amino acids. Gene Ontology annotation, biological process: sperm axoneme assembly. NCBI's taxonomy places the organism in Eukaryota, Metazoa, Chordata, Mammalia, Rodentia, Spalacidae.
AGGCCUGGAUGCGCUUCCUUAGCAACGGGUUGCCCUGGACAACAGGAGGACGCUGGGCCCUAGACCGUGUUUCCUGCAAGUUCCUAGCACCUGCUAGUGGUCAGAGGCGCCAGCGAGCCAUGUCGGAGAUCCUGUGCCAGUGGCUCAACCAGGAGUUGAAGGUGUCGCGGACCGUGAGUCCCAAGUCAUUUGCAAAGGCGUUUUCUAGUGGCUAUCUCAUUGGAGAAGUUUUGUACAAGUUUGAACUUCAGGGCGAUUUUUCAGAAUUUUCAGAGAGCAGGAGUUCAACUGCCAAACUUAAUAAUUUCUCUCGAUUGGAGCCAACACUUCACCUUCUGGGUGUGCAGUUCGAUCAGAAUGUAGCCCAAAGCAUCAUCACCGAGAAGCCUGGGGCAGCAACAAAACUUCUCUAUCAAUUGUAUAUUGCUCUUCAGAAAAAGAAAAAAACUGGACUGACUGGAUUAGAAAUACAAACCAUGCAACCCCAGACAAGUGUACGGCUUCAAAACCUGAGAAGUGUGGCUUUUCGAGAGAGACUUAAAAACCUGAUCCCACGUCAAACUGAUGUCAAUCUGAUGCGGGUUUCAUGCAGGUUUCAACAAAAAUGUAAUCAAAUGAAAGAAGACCUUGACCGAGUGCAUUUUGGGAAAUUUCAAAGAUCUCAAAAACUCGAGGAAGAACAAAGACAUUUUAAUAUUGAAAAGCAACGCUUAAACAGAAGACGACAAAAUGAGAUAAUGGCCAAGAUCCAAGCAGCCAUUAUACAAAUUCCGAAACCUGAAUCAAAUUGCUCUUUGAAAGCACUUGAGGCUCAAAAAAUGAUGAAAAAGAAAAAAGAAGCAGAGGACGUGGCCAAUGAGAUCAAAAAGUUUGAAGCACUAAUCAAAAAGGAUCUCCAAGCAAAAGAAAGUUUAUCCAAGACUUCUUUAGACACAGCAGACCAGACAACUACUGAUUUGUUAAACACAUACUCAGAUGAUGAAUACAUUAAAAAAAUCCAGAAACGACUAGAAGAAGAUGCAUUUGCACGAGAACAAAGGGAAAAAAGACGGCGGAGGUUGUUAAUGGACCAGUUAAUAGCCCAUGAAGCACAGGAGGAGGCUAAUCGAGAAGAGCAACUGAUCCACCGGCUGAUGCGUCAGUCCCAGCAAGAACGGAGGAUUGCAGUGCAGCUCAUGCACAUUCGACAUGAAAAGGAAGUUUUGUGGCAAAAUAGAAUUUUCAGAGAAAAACAAUAUGAGGAAAGACGACUUAAAGAUUUCCAGGAUGCUCUUGACCGAGAAGCAGCUUUGGCAAAACAGGCCAAGAUAGAUUUUGCAGAACAAAUCUUCAAGGAGAAGGAAAUUCAUCAGAGGAUUGCUGUGGAAAGAGCUCAUGCUCGUUAUGAGAAGCAUUACGGUAUAUGUGCAGAAAUUUUGGAUCAGAUACUUGAUUUGUCCACUAAAGUAGCAGACUAUCGGUUGUUGACAAAUAAUCUUAUUCCACAUAAGUUGAUGAAUGAUUGGAAAGAACUAUUUUUUAAUGGAAGCCCUAUAUAUGAGCAGGCUUCUCUCAAGCAUGGGGUUACUGAGUCCUCUGCAGAACAACGUGUAGAACUGGAGAAAAAGGAGUUGCUCGAUAGCAAAGAUUAUGAAGAAUAUAAGAAUAUGGUUGGAGAAUGGGCCAUACCAGAAGACAUGGUGGACAGUUUACCACCCUCUAACAACUACAUACUGGGCCAUGUAGUACAAAGAUUAAUUGAAAAAUCUCUUCCUCCUCAAGAUGUCUCAACAGAAACUGAAUUACCUUCAUUUGCAGUGAAAGGAUGUUUACUGGGGAAAACACUCAGUGGAAAAACUACUACUCUAAAGUCACUACAAAAAGAGUUUCCUGUUCAGGUACUAUCUAUUGAUACCCUUGUCCAAGAAGCUAUCCAAGCAUUUCAUGACAAUGAACAAGCCAGUGAGGCCCUACCAGUUCAAAAUGAGUAUAAAGAAGAUCCUCCACUGGACCUGCCAGAAAAAAGCAAAAGACAGGACCUAACAAAUACUUCAUCAGCUCUUCUGCUUUCAGAAGAAAUAACAAUACCAGAACCAGAAGGUGCCAAUAAUAAUGAAGCUGAAGAAGUCAAACCGAGUGAUAGUUUUUUUAAACUUUCUUUGCGUGCUCAGCUCGGUGCAAAAUCAGAGCAAUUGCUUAAAAAAGGAAAGAGCAUUUCGGACAUAUUGCUGGUUAACAUCAUGGUAAAUGCUAUUAAUGAGAUACCAGCUAACAAAAGCUGGGUGCUUGAUGGAUUUCCAAUGACAUUAAACCAAGCACAGCUCCUAGAGGAAGCACUCACUGGCUACAAGAGAAAACUCACAGAAGCAGAGAAAAAGAAAUCUCAAAGGCCCACAUUGGCUUUCGACCCUACAAUGUCCAAAGAAGAGCCUCUUCCCUCUUCUGCAUUUGAUUUUGUUAUUUUACUAGAUAUUUCAGAUACUUCUUCACUGGAUCGCAUGACUAACAUCAUAGCUGAAGAAAUUAAACAUGAAAUUGCUCAUGAAGAUGUCAGUCACCAUGGGGCUACUGAAAACCAAGACAAGGAUGGGGCCCAGAACUUAAGAGACCAGAUACAGCAUAGAAUUGUGGGUUUCUUAGACAACUGGCCAAUGUUGGAGCAGUGGUUCACAGAACCACAUGAUAUUUUGACAAAAAUUAAUGCUGAAGUAGACGAAGAGCCUUUAUGCCAAAAAAUAAAGGAUUUUUUUGCCACAGAAAUAGAGAAUAAAAAGAAUAAAGUUGAAAAGAAAUUAGAAGAAAAUGAGAAAAAAGUAGCAGCUGCCUCGGCAGAGCCGCCCACCACCACUUCUCCCGCUCCUUCUGAACCACAAAAAGAGAAGGAAGUGCACCCUCAUCGAGAGCCUUCAACAAUUUCUUCAGGGAAAGGAAAGCCACAAUCAGAAAUUCAGCUUGGUAAACAAGAAUCUCAACAUGAAGGAAAAGGGAAGAAAGGUGAGACUGCAUUCAAAAGGAAAGGUUCUCCUAAAGGAAAAUCUCCAGGAGGAAAAAUACCAGUAAAGAAAUCACCUGCUGGCUCUGCAGAAACAUCACCCACUACAACAGCACCACCAUUACCUAACUCAGGAUCAGAAGAUCGGCUCUAUGUGGCUGAGCCCAUUCCUGAGGAACUGCCUUCAUUUUUAGUACCUUACUGGGAACUAAUAGAGAACUCCUACAUAAACCACAUCAAAACAGUACUUAGACAUCUGAGAGAAAACCAGCACACUGUGCUUGUUUAUUUAUAUGAGACUAGAACCAGUUUCCAGGAGUUUCUAAAGCGUCCAGAUCACAAGCAAGAUUUUGUAGCUCAAUGGCAGGCAGAUUUCAACUCUCUUCCAGAAGACCUACGGGAAGAUGAGGAAACGAAGGCCGAACUACACCAAAGAGUGAACGAUUUGCGAGACCGCCUGUGGGACAUCUGUGAAGCCAGGAGGGAAGAAGCAGAGCAGGAAAGGCUUGAUAUCAUUAACAAGAGCUGGUUGCAGGACUCUCUUGGAAUAACAAUGAAUCACUUCUUCUCCCUGAUGCAGGCAGAACUGAACCGUUUCCAAGAUACCAAACGACUCCUUCAAGAUUAUUAUAGAGCAAUGGAAUGCAAAAUCCCAGUGGAAGAAAGUAGGAAAUUUACUCGAGUCCCAUUGGUUCAGCUGGAAGGUAAAGAAAUUUCAGAAAACCAACUUAGAAUUCCUUUAGUUCCUCGAAUAUCCAUUUCUCCAGAAAAUGUCACCAUAAAACCAAAGAUAAAAGCGUUAUUGAAGGGCAAGAUUGAUUCUUCACUGGAAGGUGUGGAAUCAAACUUUGAGGCAGAUGAAAAGAUGGUAAUGGACACCUGGCAGCAGGCUUCAUUAGCAGUCUCCCACAUGAUGGCUGCUGAAAUACACCAGAGGCUCGUGGAAGAAGAAAAAGAAAAUGUUCCAACAGAUGCCAAAGAUAAGUCUCCUCAGAUGGGUGCAAACAGAAAAAUCAAGAAGGAGAAAGAGCCACCCAAGAAGAAAAAGGCAGAGAAAAAAGCAAAAGGUAAAUCACCACCUGAAGUGCAGGUCAGUCCUGUAACAGUAACAGCAGAAGAAAUGGCUGAAAUUGAAAAGAAAAAUGAAUUGAGGCUCAAAAUAAAAGAAGAACAUCUUGCUGCCCUGCAAUCAGAAGAAAUAGCCACACAGUUUCGACUUGAACUGAUAAAGACAAAAGCUUUGACUGCUCUUGAAGAUUUAGUAAUAAAGGUGAUUGAUGUCUAUAAAUUCAUGGAAAAAUGGCUUGGUGAGAGAUACUUGAAUGAAAUGGCCAGUGUAGAUAAAUUGACUGAAGUAGCUCGUUAUUACAUUGAAACAUCUACAAAAAUUCAAAAUGAGAUUUAUUUAAGCCAAGAAGACUUCUACAUUAAUGGAGACAUAAAAGUCUUCCCUGAUCCUCCCCCACCAACACAUCCUCCACCUGUAGAAAAGGAAGAAGAUGGCACCCUAACAAUUGAACAACUUGACAAUCUCCGAGAUCAGUUCUUAGAUACAGCACCUAAAGGCAUAAUGGGAAAUAAAGCAUUUACUGACAUUCUACUUGAUUUGGUGACCCUGAACCUUGGAGUAAAUAACUUUCCUACAAGUUGGAUGCACCUCACGCAACCUGAAUUGCAGGAGCUAACAUCUUUAUUAACAGUAAACUCUGAGUUUGUAGACUGGCGGAAAUUCCUGAUGGUCACAUCAAUGCCUUGGCCCAUACCUCUGGAAGAGGAGCUCCUGGAGACCCUGCAGAGGUUCAAGGCUGUGGAUGAAUUGCAGACGGGCACCAUCACUUUCAAGCAGUAUAAGCAGGCUGGUCUGUGGUUUGCAGGAGAUGACAUAAAAAUUCCAGAAAAUCCUCUUGAACCUCUGCCAUUUAACAGGCAGGAACAUCUCAUAGAGUUCUUCUUUAGGUUGUUUGCUGACUAUGAGAAGGAUCCACCCCAGCUUGACUACACACAGAUGCUCCUGUAUUUUGCAUGCCACCCGGACACUGUGGAAGGGGUUUACAGGGCCCUCAGUGUGGCUGUGGGGACUCAUAUCUUCCGACAAGCUGAAACUCCUGUGCUGACUACAGAAAAGACAUCCUUCUCCACUGUGAGUCCCACUGAGGAAUAUCCUGAACCUGAGGAAAAUGUUACAAGAGAAGAGAGAGAAUUGAAAGAAGAGAAAGAUGAGAGAGAACAAAAGGAAGAAGAAAUCUCUGAAAAUGCAAACACUGAAAAGAUUUCCAUGGAAACACUGCUCAAGGUGUUUGGAGGAGGAAAUGAAGCCCUUGAUGCGAACAGAUUUGCCAGCUACCUCAAGACAGAGAAUAUCUAUGCAGAGAACUUCAUAAAAACAUUUCAGGAUCUAGGUGCCAAGAAUCUGGAACCGAUUGAAGUUAAUAUUCUCCUGAAGCAUCCCUACAUUCAAGACCUGUUUGCAAAUUAUUCAGAUUAUAAACUUCCUGAUAUUAAGAUUAUCCUCCAAAGAAAUGAACAUGUACAUGGCAGUGAUGGAGAAAGAUCACCCUCAAGACUCACAGAGGAAAAGAAAUGA